AUGGCAUUAAAACGUUUCAUUGGAAGAAGAGGGGUGCGCCGGAAAAUAUAUUGUGACAAUGCCACUAAUUUCGUUGGAGCCAAUAAGGAACUCGCUGAACUAAAAAAUGCUGUGUUCGAUGAAAGAAGCCAAGAAAAAAUACAGGGUGUUUGCUGUUCGUACAAUAUCGAUUUUAAGUUCAUCCCACCACAAGCCCCACACUUCGGUGGAUUGUGGGAAGCUGCCGUUAAGUCAGCAAAAAAUCUAUUUAAACGAAGUGCAUCGAACGGCAGUGUUACAUAUGAAGAGUUAGAAACACUCAUAAUAGAAAUCGAAGCGAUUUGGAAUUCGAAACCACUAACUCCGACGUCAUCAGAUGCUAACGACCUAACUGCCAUAACUGCUGGGCAUAUCUUAAUCGGUGAUCCCCUCACUGCAACAUGUUGA
Molecule: messenger RNA, 426 nt
Organism: Teleopsis dalmanni
Lineage: Eukaryota; Metazoa; Arthropoda; Insecta; Diptera; Diopsidae
Exons: 1
Coding region: 1-426 (141 amino acids)
Biological process (GO): DNA integration
Molecular function (GO): nucleic acid binding
Source: RefSeq, a predicted model, not a curated record